AUGUGGGAAGAGAACUUUGACGCGGAGAACCAUGGUGUGGUAAGAAAGCAAGACUAUUCCCCUGUGUCCUGGAACGAGUACUACGAGAUGAUGGAUGAUGUUGUUGUGGGAUCGGCGGAAAACAAAGACGUCUUUCGCGUCUAUAAGAGCGGACACGACGGGCCACUCCUGGUUCUUCUACAUGGAGGCGGCCACUCUGCCCUGUCCUGGGCAGUCUUCACUGCGGCUAUGGCAAGCAGAGUCACCUGCAGGGUGUUGGCAAUGGACCUUCGAGGUCAUGGUGCCACUCAAGUGCGGCACUCAGAUGACCUAUCGACGCAGACCAUGUCCCGAGAUGUGGCCAGUGUGGUGCGAGCCACGUUUGGAGAGAACCUGCCUCCCAUUAUCCUGGUGGGCCACAGCAUGGGAGGGGCCAUAGCCAUCCACACGUCCAGCAGCACCCUGCUCCCCAGUGUGGUGGGGCUGGUGGUCAUCGACGUGGUGGAAGGAAGUGCCAUGGACGUGCUCCACAGCAUGCAAAACUUUCUCAGGGGAAGACCCAAGACUUUCAAAUCAAUUGAGCAUGCCAUCGAGUGGAGUGUCAAAAGCGGACAAGUCAGAAACCUGGAGUCAGCAAAGGUCUCAAUGGUUGGCCAAGUGCAAAGGUGUGAGGAAGAGGAGGGGGAUCCUUCUGAGCAGGCAAGUCCAGCUGGCGACGUGUUUGCCGAGGGCAACGAGGAGUUUUACGGCCUGAAUUACGUCACUGACAAAGCUGAGAGUGCCACAUCAGAGGGGAGCCUCGCUGAGCAGGAGCCACACAGCGUGUACAGCUGGAGGAUUGACCUCUCUAAAGCGGAGAAGUACUGGGACGGGUGGUUUAGAGGAAUCUCCAAUCUGUUCCUCAGCUGUAACAUCCCGAAGCUCUUAUUACUAGCAGGCAUUGACCGCUUGGACAGAGACCUGACCAUUGGCCAAAUGCAGGGAAAAUUCAUGAUGCAGGUGCUGCCCCCUUGUGGCCAUGCUGUUCAUGAGGACAUGCCAGACAAGGUGGCAGACGCCUUGGCAAGCUUCAUGAUCAGGCACAAAUUUGCCGAAGUGAGAAGCGAAACGAAAAGGUAGAACCAGCCCUCAAGGAGCAUAUCCUUACGACCUUCACCUGAAUUGCUAUGUCAUCAAAAUCUCGACAAUUACAGCCUACGGCACCCUGGAUUCAACGCUUUUGCAGCUAAAUUAGUUGUUGAGCAUAAACUGUCAUUGUUUAAAAUAGUAUUUUGUGAAUAUGUUGGAUAUUUAGAUUGUGUUUUGGCCUACUAAGAUGCAGAGACAAAUGAUGUUUGUCAUAACAUUAUAUAUACCCACAUAAAAAACACAUUGUAUGAAUGAUUCUAUGUAUGAAAAAACACUGGUGGCCAUUUUGUAGAUUUGUAGCAUUAAAUCAUUCCUUCUACAUUCUUUUAUUAGCUGAAGUAGCUUUGAAACCAUAUACAUGUUUAAAAUAUUCACAAUGAAACAAACACAGCAGUUUAAAAUACAGCAAAAAAAGACCAGCUGAUUUCACUAUGAGUGUACAGAUUCAGAAUAAAAGUCUGAAAGGACGAGCAAAGGCAUA
Molecule: messenger RNA, 1588 nt
Organism: Conger conger (European conger)
Lineage: Eukaryota; Metazoa; Chordata; Actinopteri; Anguilliformes; Congridae
Product: protein phosphatase methylesterase 1-like
Exons: 14
Coding region: 1-1098 (365 amino acids)
Biological process (GO): protein demethylation
Molecular function (GO): protein methylesterase activity
Source: RefSeq, a predicted model, not a curated record